Messenger RNA from Orbicella faveolata, 1357 nucleotides. RefSeq names its product melatonin receptor type 1B-B-like. Lineage: Eukaryota; Metazoa; Cnidaria; Anthozoa; Scleractinia; Merulinidae. Gene Ontology annotation, molecular function: G protein-coupled receptor activity. Gene Ontology annotation, cellular component: endosome; plasma membrane. The record is from RefSeq and is a predicted model, not a curated record. Gene Ontology annotation, biological process: G protein-coupled receptor signaling pathway.
AUGAACAACAUUGACCCGGGAGACGCUAGUGUCGAUGUGCUGGCUCUGUUGCAAGAGCAACUCGAGGCCAGAAGCAAACCAACUGUUGUGAUCGAGUCCACCGUUCUCCUAAUCAUCAAUGUGGCCUCGCUGGUGGGGAAUGCUAUGCUGUGCUGUAUCGUUUACCGCAAUCACAGACUUCACACUCCCACAACUAUGCUAAUUUUUGCGCUGGCCUUCACGGACCUGUUAACUUCUGUGACCGUGAUGCCGCUAACAGUUGACGCUGCCAUCUACAGCAAAAGGCGUUUCAGCAACGCCGUCUGUAAAGCGCACGCUUUCGCUAUGGCCGUUCUGGCUCAGGUCUCCAUCUUCAUCAUGGCUUUGACAGCUUUCAAUCGCUACGUGUGUGUUAAGAAGCAAAACCUCUACAGGAAGAUCUUCACUAAAAAGAAAACGCUCCUGCUGAUCUCAGCAAUCUGGGCCAUAUCCCUGAUCACCAAUGGCAUUCCCAAUAUCCUGUCCCUGGAUGACUUCUUCUUCUGCCCGGGGUAUCUACUGUGCUGGAGGCGAAUGAUGGCGCCAGCUGCUAUUGUCUCGUUCAACGCCUGGCUUUAUGGCUCCUUCGUCCUCUCCUACGCAGUGAUCGUGGUCUGCUACUGGAAGGUGUUCCGCACCGUGAAGCGACACAACGCAGCCGUUGCCCCGAAUCUGAGCCAAACCAGUCGAGCUGGCAACUAUUCUGAGGAAGCAUCGGUGGCCAGGUCAGUAGCAGCCAUCAUCUUUGCAUUCACCAUCUGCUGGAUCCCGUCAGAAGUGAUGGACACGAUGGACAAGAUUAAUCCACUUCUUCUUCCUCGUCAGGUAAGCAGACAAGCAUUUCUCCACUACCCCAAGGAUUCGAACUUUCCAUUUAACUUGAAUCAAUUUACAAGUCAGGCCGUUAAAGCUAACAUGAAGUUUCUUUCAUCGUUCCAGGUCUUCAUCUUUGCUACCUGCCUGUGGUACUUAAGCAGUGCUAUCAACCCAGUCAUUUAUGGUGUCAUGAAUAAUAACUUCCGAAAAGAGUACAAGAAAUUGUUUGCUGCCAUAGCGCGCGUCAGCUCUGUUGGGCCCUCUACUGAUAACACACCCGCAAACGGCCAUAGCUCCACAAAUGAAAGCAAACAAAAUGUCAAGGAAAACGUUCUAGGGCUUCUAGAGCCCCUUUAACUUCAUAUUACAAUCCCUGGGUUUUAGUAGCUUUAGGUGUGUAGGGAACCUAUAAAUGAGGGGAGGGGCUUAUAUCAAGAACACCUUGUAUCCGGUAUCAAACAUUUAUAAGGGAACUUAUAUUCAAGUGGGGAUAAUAAAUGACCGGAAUAGUUUUUCUUUUGGG